GGCCGACCGACCGCGGUCAACACCACAGAUGUCCAUGACGUCUAUCGCAGCCAUCGAAGAAGGACGACCCAGCAGCAUCGACGAGGGGAUGCUGCUGACAUCUGUCCUUCACCGCCGCGCCGUCGCGACCCCAUCGAAGGUCGUGUACUCGUUCACAUCAUCAUCGACAUCAUCCAACGUGGACAUUACAUUUGCAUCGUUGGAUGCAUCGGCUCGUCGCAUCGCAGCGACGCUGACCAGAGCUCCUAAAGGCAUUGACCGACCAGCGUUUAAUCGCGGAGACUGCGUGCUGUUGUGGUACCCUCCCGAGGGUAACACGUCCCACGACCUCGUUGCUGCCUUCUGGGGCUGUCUGUAUGCCGGAGCCGUCGCCGUGGUAGUCGACGAACUCAAGAGUUUGCACCGCUUGCUUCGCGACACCCAUGCCGUGUUGGGGUUGACCACGUCGGCGUUUGUUCGGCAGCGAAAGCUCGACAAGGUCAAGGACGCGCUGCAUUUGCCAAAGCUGUUCCAGAAGGAACGACGAUUAUCGCAAACUUCAUCUGCCACGAACGAUGCGGCGGCUGCCGCCGCCAGUCGAGUCACAUGGCUCACCCACGACCGCACAGUCAUCACACCUUCGAAACCAACCGACCUCCACCACCUCGACGCUCAGGCGGGUGCUGGAAAAGCUCCCAUGACAACUCCAUACUCCGCCACCGUGGCAUGUGUGGUGUACACUGCUGGCACGUCUGGGUCUGGGCUAGGCGGGAAACCCGUGCAGCUAACUCAGGCCAACUUGGCUGCCGCCGCCGCCAGCUCCUGCGGCUGGCUCGAAUCCACCGACACACUAGUUGGCAUCCUUCCGCUGCAUGUAGCCAGUGCGUUGGUUCAGUCGGUGGUGGUCCCAGUGCUCUACGGCUGCCGUAGUGUGCUGGUCACAGACUGGCUCGCCGACCCCCUGCGAUGGAUGGCCGUGGUAUCAACUGAGCAAGCAGUGUACACAUUUGCCCCGCCCCGCGCGUUUUCAUUGGCUACGAGGUGCCAAGACCGAGCCACGCCAGCCACCCGUUUGUCAGCCCAGCCAUUGAACCUGUCGAGUCUCGUCACGGUGGCGUGCACCGGUGGUCCGCUGCUUCCGUCGACAUUGGCUGCGUUUGUACGGGCAUGGCACUUGCGUCCGGCUCAAGUGUCAUGUGGGUACUCGUUGGUGGAAGCAACGCACACAGUCACGUCGACUCAGAAUCAGACUCGGGGGAAUCAGACUCAGAACGUCCCGCCGCGUGUGCUCACGGUGAGUCGUCAGGUGUUUGAGCAGUGCCAUCAACUGGAACCGUUGCUGCAUGUGGAUUACCAUUCCCGUCCUUCAGCUGAGGACGACGGCGACUCGAACGAUGUGAUGCACCUGACGUCGUCGGGGCGACCCCUCCUUAACACAUACGUGGUCGUGGUCGAUCCCAUCUCGUGCGUGCAAAUGCCUGACGGUCUGGUGGGGGAAGUAUGGGUCGCAGGCCGUACCGUGUCGCAGGGGUAUUUGAACCACCCGUCGUCAUCGUCGUCGUCGCAUGAUUACAAGUGGAUGCCCGGCACGUUGCAACUAUCUUCCACUGGCCACCACCACCGGCAUAGCCGCAGUAGCAGUAGCAGUAGCAGCAGCAGUAGCAGUGUCCGUCGAAGCAGCAGCAGUUGGGGGCGUCCAAGUAUGACAUGUGCUCGUCGCCAGUCUACCGUUUUCUCUACAUCUGACAAGGCAGCCAUCGAUGUCACAUAUAUCCGCACCGGUGAUCUAGGCGCGUGGUUCCAAGGCGAACUCUACGUGAUUGGACGGAGCGCGGACGUGCUGCAGCUGCCCGAUCGAUGGCUGGCCUCGCACCUCGUGGAAACUUCCGUGCUGGAAUGCAGUGUGCUUGUCGCCCGAGUGUGCGUGUACGGCGACGACGGCGUGGCCAUCGCGGCUGUGGAAACUUCGGCAGACGUCCAGCGGUUAAGAGACGGAGCCGCGGUGGCACACAGUCUCUGCAACAGCGUCAUUCAGUGCGUGAUAAAGCAUCACGAGCUGCAUGUGGCCAAGGUCAUCCUCUUACGACCCAACGCGAUGCCCUUGUCGGCGUGUGGAAAGGUCCAGCGAGGCCAACUGAAGGCCCUUGUGGCGUCGAAGGACUCGGCGGCGGUCGUAUUGGAGUUUAUGCACUACCCUCGUGGUCAGGACAAGCAGCCACGAAGAUGCGACGGGUUUUUAAUAUAACUGUAACCUCUUUUGUUGGAUGAAGG
Molecule: messenger RNA, 2250 nt
Organism: Aphanomyces astaci
Lineage: Eukaryota; Oomycota; Saprolegniomycetes; Saprolegniales; Verrucalvaceae
Exons: 1
Coding region: 29-2224 (731 amino acids)
Source: RefSeq, a predicted model, not a curated record